AUGGUUCUCUUGCGCCUGGAGGUCAGGGUUUAUCCUAAGGAACCUCCACCAACCCUCUCUUCUGAAGCCAGUGGCUCAAAUACGAGCGUUUUCUCGCGAUUGAUCGGAACCGGAGUGGGAAACCGCAAUAAAGAGCCCGAGCAGAAUGUUGACCGGCGCGACAGCGACGAGUUGGGAGAAGCGAACCCGGCUAAGCCAUACGCCUCGUUCCUUUUGCUGCUCAGAAAUUCGGAGGAUCUCACUUUAGCGGAUCUUGCUCGCAGAAUUUGUAUGGAGUGGGCUCACUUCCGAUCCGACCAAGAACCUCUAGAAAUUAAGAAACUACUCGACGAGGCAAACCCUACCGUUGACCUUAAUUUAUUCAUGACGGUUGCCGAUGUCUUUGUCGACAACGGCAAAGCAUUCUCCGACGGCCACGACCAGCGAGCAAUUGUUCGCGUGAUACAAAAGCCCGCCAGAUACGCGCCCCAGCGAUUUUCCUCAGUUGUGCAGGACUGGGAUGGUGCGACGAAUAAUGGAUAUCAACGCAACUCGCGUGUGAGGAACCAAUUCAACCCAAUUGCGGAAGAAGAAUAUGCCCCCGCUUCGGCGCAGGAGUCCCCUGUUGAACAGACAUAUCACGAUGCGCCCACCCCCUCCAUAGAAUUGCAGCCUCAAUACAGUCAAGAUGAAGCGAUUCCUGGCACUCCAACAAUUCGGAGCUCGGGAAGUGAGGAGCUUGGCGACUCGCCAAGUCCGGAGCAAGGCCACAAGUCCAAGAAGCGCAAGCCCAGUCCAGGGGCUAGUGGGCCCGUCAAACAACGCCGACUGGGUGGAGAAAAUCUGAAGAAUACGGAGGCCAGCGUCGCCAGUCCCAACAGGAAGCGAGUUAAUGUGCCCACUUUCGCGAGUCCGCGUCGGAGAGCUAGCCUGUCUGAGCGGUCAGCUACGGGCAACAGUCUUGGACUAGGCGUCACCUCGAGUCCGUUAUUCAAGAAGUUAGCGAAAUCCGAUACACCCUCAAGUCAGAACACUGGGCCCAUUUCCACUCCAAACAAUGUCGCGACUCCUUCAGGGAGCAUGCCCCCACCAUCAGCAAUCCGCAAGUCAUCUCCAGCAAGCAUCCAUUCAUACAAGAGACGGUCUGUUUCAUUCAAUGAACCGAUCCUCAACUCCCAGUCUACCACGCAAGCCAGCUCUUCCAAGACCAAAAGGCCGCAAUCGAAGCAUUCAAAGCCCGCCAACAAAACUCCUGUCUCUGGUUCAAAGGGGUCCCCACAUGUCCCGUCCAGUAGUAACAAGGCAGCUCCUGUGAACCAGCAGGACCUAGAUGAGCAAUUUGCUCGUAUCCAAAAGGAGGUGAAUGAGAAAAGAAGCCUAGAGAAGAAACUAAAGGAUCCAACCACCGAACCUGCGGCCAGGUCGAUUGUGGAAGCAAUACUCCAUAUAUACAGACAAAUCGACGCAGCCAGAAAGGAGAGACGUGAAAAUAGCCAAAGUGACAAGGGCCAUCGUAUCACGAGAUUAGAAAGAAAGAUUCCUCCUCUCAGGAAAAGACUCGUUAGGAUCGAGACUGGACCCACUACAGAGCCACAACAAACAGUGACUGAAACAUCAGAGCCUCGAGGAGAGCCUGAGACUGAGCCGCAGCCGGAGGCCCAGCGCUUAUUGCCUGCAGUUGAAGCAAGGGUUACCCGCUCUAUGCGCUCCUCCGCUGCAGCUCCACCAAUUCCAAGCCAAGCACCAACCUGGUCCUUCAUCAACGCCGUAUCUGCUCCUGCGCAAAAGCCCGUGACCCCUCGAGAAUCUCAAAGCCCGGGACGCAGAGGCUCACGGUCUUCGACAACUAGUUCUCAGGCACGCCUGCCUAACCCGUCAUCUAUCAGUCGCCCGGGCCGCUCUCCUUCGGUUGUGAUUUACAAAUCGCCCAGACGAGAAUCUCAGUCUGGAUCUGUCAACAAGAAGACCCCCAUCAAACCACAAGUUCCUGCUGAAAAUACAGAUAUCGAUACGGAGAUGAAGGAUACAGACGAGAACGAUGAGGUAGCGACUGAAGUGGCUACUCAGGAGACUACUCAGGAACAAACCGAGGAAGCGACGGGAGAACCCAGCGCAGUGCUCAACAACGAAGCUGACCACCCAGUCAUCGACGAUGCUAACCCUGUUGAAGAACACGAUGACCCCGAAAAUGAUCCGACUAGGGACGCCGAAAUGACCGAUGACUGGGAAGGAUCUGCGGAGGUUGUUUCAAAUGGGCUUGUUGAUGAUGCGGCCAUGGUAGAUGAGAAUGACGAGGAGGGAGAUGAUGAUAAGGAUGACUUUGUUGAUGAUGUGCCCGAGGAGUCAGAAGAUGAAGAAUACCAAGAUGCCAAAGAUUACGAAGAAUCUAGCGAAGGUGUUGCCAUUGAAAACGUUCAUCUUCAGGCGGAGGAAUCGGAUGAAUGCAACGACCAAGUUGGAGCUCAAAUGAACGAAAGCAACGAAUCUGAAUAUGAAAGUACGGAAGUGCCAAAUGGCAAUGGCAAUCUAGAGGUUGCCUCGAACGGAAAACCCGAUUCUGAGUAUCAAUUAUCGAAGAGUGACGAAUCUGAGUCUGGCUCUGAGUCUGAUCCUGAGUCUGAUUCCGAGCCUGGUCUAGAACAGUUGCCUUUCGUGCGCAGGUCUCCCAGAAAACAGCCGAAUACCCCCAAACCUAUCCCAAGACUUCAAUCCAGUCAACAGCUAGUCUCCUCCCAGCCGAAGCCAGCCCCUUUGGUUACGCUUAAGAGUCUCCUGCAAGCUGCUAAGGAAGAAGCUGCCCAGGAAGAGUUGAUGCGCCAGCAAAUGCUAGCUUCAGCUUCAGAUACUCCAGCCAAACCUAGUGUCCUCGACUUAACAGACGAUGAGAGCAGUGAUAGCGACGGCAAUGAUAGCUGUGGUGAUAUCACCUACAAUGGUGAUUCCCACAAGUCGCGAAAGCCAGUCCUGAGUUAG
This is a messenger RNA of Penicillium manginii, 2952 nucleotides long. RefSeq lists its product as uncharacterized. The transcript is spliced from 3 exons. Bases 1 to 2952 code for a protein of 983 amino acids. NCBI's taxonomy places the organism in Eukaryota, Fungi, Ascomycota, Eurotiomycetes, Eurotiales, Aspergillaceae. The record is from RefSeq and is a predicted model, not a curated record.